AUCUGCGAGGAGGCAACUGCAGAUCUAAGGGACGCGGGGAUCAGAGAGCCAGCGCAAGCAAGCAGGCGGUUGCUUUACUUUCAAACUAACUGUGACCCACAGCAAGUGAGGAAAAGGGGGACAUCAUGGGACAGGGCAGCCAGCAUUCGGGACCUGGGCACUGAAUCAAUGGGACUGGGAGAGUACCGGAUUGUUUACUCCUUUGGAUCGGCUUUAAUUUUGGAGUCCUUUUCUACAUACCAGCCUGGACCAUGCCCUUCUAUAAGCGGACUCUGGAACCGCAGCUGCUCUGCAGGCAUGCCAUCCCCAGCGAGGAGGGGCGGCUGUACGAGGACCUGUCCUCGGUGGGCAGCGUGGCUCUGUGCCGGACCCUGCGGCAGCUCUCCGACCUGGCGCGGCACGCCUGCUCCCUCUUUCAGGAGCUGGAGAACGAGAUAAAAGCCGGCAGCCAGCGGGUCUGGGCACUGCAAGGCAGGCUCAACCGAGUCCACCAGGAUGUCAUCACUAACCUGGAUCCGAAGCAGGAGGCAGUGCCUGUUUCAAACCUUGAUGUGGAGAGUAAACUGACAGUACAUUUCCAAGCACCAUGGCAGCAGCAGAGAACCAUGUUCCAGCCUUCAUCCAGGCCUCCUUGUCUUGAAGAGAUGCACUUCCAUGCCAAACAGCACCUCAGGGCACUGCUGAGAGAGCACCGACAUCGAAGUGGCAGCCGAGAGCGGAGACUCCGAUAUCUCAUGACAGUGGCUCCAGUUCCUCCCCCUAUGCCCACUUGCCCCUCACCUCGCAGCCACCGCAGGCUCCAACAACAGAAAAAGAAGCGCCUUCUAAUGUCUGAGAGUACUCGCCCGUCCUCCCCUACCGACUGUUGCCAUAUGACCCCGUGGAGUAGAAAGUCCCUUCCACCAGAAGAGGGAGACACUGAUGCAGUUACGCUGGGUAUGAGGCCGAAGAAUCCAAUUCCUAACGUCCCAUCUACAUUGGAUAAGCAAACGAACUGGAGCCAAGCACUACCUCUCCCAACUCCAGAGGAGAAAAUGAGACUGGAUUCCCAAGUUAUUUCUUCCUGCAUUAUUCCUAUCAACGUCACGGGAGCUGGCUUUGACAGAGAAGCUAGUAUUCGCUGCUCACUUGUUCAUUCACAGUCCGUACUGCAGAGAAGGAGAAAAUUAAGGAGAAGGAAGACCAUUACAGGCAUUCCUAGACGAGUGCAGCAGGAAAUAGACUCUGAUGAAUCUCCAGUGGCUAGAGAACGCAAUGUAAUUGUACAUACAAAUCCAGAUUUCCCCUUACAUCUCGAGGAUCCAAACUCCCUUGGCAGAAGAUCAGGUACAAAGGACUCUGAGUGCCAGACAGACGAUAUCCUAAUUUCAGCACCAUCCAGAAGACGAAUCAGAGCCCAGAGAGGUCAGGGUAUUUCUGCCCCUUUAUCUCAUUCUGCAGGGAAUAUCACAGCACUGCCAGACAACUCAGAGAAUAUGUUUGAAACAGCUAUAACUAGACGCAUUCGUUCACGCAGCCUCCCUCGUGAAGGUGCUAGAGUCUGUGAUGACGAUCAUAAUAUUGGUGCUAAAACUGCAACUUAUGAACCUGAGAGCUUUUUGCCAAGCAUUCAGAAAGAAAGCAAAGAAGUUGCAAAUUACCAGGGUUCACAGGAACUCCAGCCAGUAGGCCUCAAUUGCUCAAAACAUGAGCACAGCCCAGAAAGCAACUUAAAUGAAAGAGGAAGGUCAAGGCUUUCAAGAAUGACAGACAUGGGAAGCUGUGAGAUAUCAUCAAAUUCUGAUACUUUUGGAAGCCCUGUCCAUUCUAUUUCAAGCACAGGUGUUCUUCUUACCAGUCAAAUAGAUCAGAAAGAUGACCAUCAGUCAUCCAGUGGAAACUGGAGUGGAAGUAGCUCAAACUGCCCUUCACAGACAUCAGAAACUGUCCCACAUGCUGCUUCUCCACCACUAACAGGAUCCUCUCACUGUGACUCAGAGUUAUCACUGAACACUGCCCCCCAUGGUACUGAUGAUUCAAAUGUUUUUUUAAUAGAUCAGUUUUCUGAUCAUACAGAUAAGGUCAGAGGUCAUAGAGCAAGUUCUUUCACCUCUACAGUGGCUGACUUACUGGAUGAUCCCAGCAGUAAUGUAAGUGACAGUGAGUGGAACUACUUACAUCAUCAGCAUGAUGCAUCUUGCCUUCAAGAUUUCAGCCCUGGACGGUCGCGAGCCAAUAGUUUGGGUUGUCCAAGUUUUACAAGCAUGGCCACAUAUGACAGUUUUCAAGAAAAACUGCCUUCUGAAAAGGCAGACAGUAGUUCCCAUUUUUCUGUUGAUACAGAAGGAUAUUACACCUCCAUGCACUUUGACUGUGGUCUUAAAGGUAAUAAACAUUAUCUUUCCAACUAUGCAUCAGCAGGGUCUGAAAGCAGCCAGAGCACAGAAAAUUCCUCCAAUCUUAGUGACAGCACAUGGCAUGAUUACAUAGACAAUAGAAGGCAAGGAAGACAAAAUAUCUCUCUUAAAAAACCAAAGGCAAAGCCAGCCCCACCAAAACGCAGUUCGUCUUUGAAGAAAACUGAAAGUGGUAUUCUUGAUAAGAAAGAGCCAAAGAUAAACAGCAGACAGCAGAUGCCUCUAAUUUCCAGAGAAAUGAAACUGCAGCUUGAUUUGUCUAGUGCACCUGGAAUACUAGAAGAUACCAGCUUAUCUGAUACUCAAGAACUUCCCUGGGACACACACAAUGAAGAUGAGACAAAGGCACCUCAUUUCAGCUCUGUUGAUACAAUAUCAUACAAAGAAGAAGGGGCUGAACAGUCUGAUUAUGCACAUCUCUGGCUACUCAAUGACUUGAAAUCUAAUGAUCCUUACAGAUCUUUAUCCAACUCAAGCACUGCUACGGGUACUACAGUGAUUGAAUGCACAAAAUCACCAGAAGGUUCAGAAUCUCAAACAUCACAAUCAGGAUCAAGAGCAACUACACCCUCUCUGCCUUCAGUCGACAAUGAAUAUAAACUAUCCUCACCAGAAAAGAUUGCUAGUUUGGCAUCACCGUCUAGUGGAUAUUCCAGUCAGUCUGAAACACCAACCUCAUCCUUCCCAUCGACUUUUUUUUCUGGUCCCAUCUCUCCAAGUGGUGGGAAAAGGAAACCAAAGGUACCAGAGAGGAAAUCUUCCCUUAAACCAUCCUCCACAAAAGAUGAAAAUGGAGCUGCGAAGAAAGACCUUGAGUUGCCAAUUAUACCUCCUACCCAUCUUGACCUAAGUGCUCUUCAUAAUGUAUUUAGCAACAAAGCUUUUGCACACAGGCAACAAUUGCUUGCCGUGAAUCAUGCCAAGCAAAAUACACUGGGUAAUCCGCUGAGCACAAAUACAUCAACAUUGCUUGCUAUUACUCCUCAAGUUCUGAAAUCUGUACAGCUUCGAUCUGUUAGCAAACCUGGUGAAAUCAAACAAGAAGGGCGAGAAGGUGAAGUUGAAGUUGUGCAAUCAUCAUCUGGUAUAGCAGCUCUCACUUCUCCAAACAGGAAUAAACUAUCUGCUGUUAAGAAACCAAUAAUGCAGCAGAACUCCUUAGAGGACUCUGUGCCAUCUUCAGUUGAACUAUCACUAACUGCGCCAAGUCCAGAUGAUAAACAAUUAGACAUCAGUACGUGUGCUAUAGAUCAAGAAGAAUUUGCUUUGGUACCUUUAGACAAGCCUAGAGGGGACUACCCGAUAAUGUAUGGAGAACUUCCACAUCCAAGUGUGGUAAGAAAAGACCUGGACAGUUUUAUUAGUGAUUCUCAGAAAGGUUUACUGAUGAUCACUAGUAAUUAUGAAUACAAAGCAAAUAUUCACACAAUAGAAUCCAAUAAAACAUUUUGUAAACCAGAACUUGGAAAGGAUGUAUCAGCAGUGGAUACACAAUAUCUCGAUAUUGAAUUUAUUGAUGAAGACUCACCUAUGGCUAGUCCACAAGAUAGUUUCAGUACUUUUGCCAGUGGAGUGAAAUAUGAGCCCAAUAUGGGAACCUGGGAUAAGAAUGAAAAAGUGCCUGGGAAUAAGGACUGUCAAUCACAGAUAUCAAGUGCAAACCCACUCAGCGAAAACUGUUCAGAACAGGAAUUAAUAACAUCAGGGACUCUGACCAGAAGUGCCUCUGAUGAUGAAGACAAUGUUAGUGAUGAUGAUGAAGUUGAUGAGGAUGAGGACGAAGACGACGAUGACGAUGAUGAUGAUGAUGAAGAAGAAGAAGAUGACGAAGACAGAUCUGAUAGAACAGCAACACAACCAAGCACAGAUUAUGUGAUUUCCAAAGACUCUUCACAGAGUGAUGACUCCCUGAUUUCUCCUUUGAGUGAAGAUUCCCAUUCAGAAGCAGAUGAAGUCUUUGCAUCACAAUGCAGACCACGCACCACAGAGGAUCUUUUUGCAGUUAUUCAUAGAUCAAAAAGGAAAGUUCUUGGCAAGAAAGAUUCUGGCGAAAUGAUGAUGAGAAACAGAUUGAGGGCUUUAUCUGGUAAUAAUGCUGCAACUCCACCAAGCUCUCACAGACAGCCUGUACCUAUUUAUAGGAAUGUUAAAAAGUCUAGCACGUCCAGUGAGGAGUUCAAAUUGUUACUCCUCAAAAAAGGCAGCAGAUCAGAUUCUAGCUAUAGAAUGUCUGCCACUCAAAUACUGAAGAGCCCUGUCACACCAAAAUCCCCUGGUGAAUUUAAUGCUGAUUCCCCAAAGACUUCUGAUGAUUCUCUUCCAUCACCUGGUUUAUCUGACAUGCCAUCCCCACUUUCACCAUCUUCACCAAGAGUAAAUACUGAAGGAUUUUCGCCGAAGAGCUUUUCAUUGUCAUCAUCUUCUAGAAUUGGUCGCUCCAGGGUACCACCUGCAGCCAACAGCAGUCGUUACAGUGUACGCAACAGACUUUACAGUACACCAAUGCAGGCAAUAUCUGAAGGGGAAACUGAAAACUCUGAUGGCAGCCCUCAUGAUGACAGGUCUUCUCAAAGUUCAACGUAGCUUUGUAUAAGCUAUAAAACAAUUAUUCUUAAAGGCCUUUAAAGGUUUUGGACUACCUGGGUAUUUGCUUUAUAAGCUAAGCAAAAUACAUGUAGAGCUUAGUUUUUACUAAGCUUUUGCACCACAGCAAAGUUUGCACUUUUUAAAUGAGGAAAGUAGCUAAUGUUUUCAGGAUAACUACAGAUCUGUGGCAGUAGUGGAUGGUUUUGCAGCAGAGCAGAUGACAGUUCAGGUGACAGGGCAGUCAAAGAGUACAUACGUAAUGCAGCAGAAGUAACAGUAUUCCUUAAAAUACCUGCAGCAGGAACAAGGGACUAGUAAGGAAGGUGUAUAAACCAGUCUAGCUGGGGUAAUGAGAGGAAUGUAACAGCAAAAAGGGAAACAUGUUCGGGUUGGAGUUGCACCAUCUUUGAAAAUACAGAAAACAGAAGGAGUACAGCAUAGUGUAGCUGGUUACAUUCCAUUACUAUAGAUAAGUACAUACCUCUGUGUGUGUAAGUAUGUGCACGUGGGGGGAGGAGGUUAUCACAUGAUUACAUAUGAGUACAACUAAUAUGCAUUUCAAUGAGACUCGUUUCCUAGAAACAAACACAUCAAAUUCAAAAUAUCAUAAAAUUAAAAAAAAGUUUUUUUUUUCUUUUUGUAAGAGAUAAACCCCUCCAUACAUCCUAACUGCUGUAUCUCUAAAUAUACCCUUUUCUUUAUUCCCACUGUUUUGCAGUUUCCCUUCAUCACAAAGCACUGAAAUGGGAAUCGGCAAAAAAUAUUUGAUUACUAUCUUGCAUCUUGUUGAACUAUAACUUAAUCAACUGUAAGGUUUCCAUAC
Messenger RNA from Protopterus annectens (West African lungfish), 5805 nucleotides. It is a transcript of the gene NHS, whose product is annotated as NHS actin remodeling regulator. Lineage: Eukaryota; Metazoa; Chordata; Ceratodontiformes; Protopteridae. The transcript has 9 exons. The coding region runs from base 252 to 4979 and encodes 1575 amino acids. The record is from RefSeq and is a predicted model, not a curated record. Gene Ontology annotation, biological process: lens development in camera-type eye; cell differentiation.